Messenger RNA from Striga hermonthica, 753 nucleotides. The record is from the annotation of a GenBank genome assembly. NCBI's taxonomy places the organism in Eukaryota, Viridiplantae, Streptophyta, Magnoliopsida, Lamiales, Orobanchaceae.
AUGAAUGCGGUGGCAUCAAUAUACAGAAGAUUAAGCAUCAGGGAUCUAGUUGCAAAUACUCCGGUUUAUGCCUCUGUCACUGAUGCAUCUGGAGAUAGGCUGAGCUUAGUUUUUAAACGCUGGGCCACCGAGAAAACAGCUGGAUCCACGAAAAAUGGGCGAGACUCAAAGCCCAAGAAUCUUGGUGUUAAGAAAUUCGGUGGAGAGGCUCUGGCAGGGCAAGCUAUGUGGGAUCCUGCUCGUGGUGGGAUGAUACGAUGUGAGCGCACAUUUGCCACGAAACAUUUGUUUUCUACGGACAAAGACGAUGAAGAAAGAGAAAAGCUUGCAAGGGAGAUAUCAAAGGAUUGGAGCUCAGAUUGGGCCUCGAUGCUUCAAAGCGCCGGGAGAAAAGGGGGUUGCGCCGUUGGAGGUCUCCGUCGGCUGGCCCAUGCCGUGGCUCGACCGCCGCCGCUCUCGACCGCCAUCGACCCUCAGAUCAAUAACUCACUGCCGCCGUUGAUUUUCCCGGAAGAUUAUGACGACAAAGACGUGAGGGAUGAGUUACCUUGUUUCCCAUUUCCUGGUGGUGCCAUGGAACUCAUGGCUGUCCCCAAGAAAAAGGUUAGUAAACACAAGAGAGGUAUUAGAAAUGGACCAAAGGCUUUGAAACAUGUCCCAGUAAUCAUCCGUUGCACGGUUUGUGGUCGGGUCAAGCUGCCGCACUUCUUCUGUUGCAGUGGGAUCAAACAAAAUCCUGAUGGUAGUAAUUAA